AUGGCCCCAGGGCUCAGUGCUUCUCCACCACUUGUGGUUCUGCUCCUGUCCCUGCUGGGUCUGGCUGCUGCUGGGAAGCUCCUGGUGGUGCCAGUGGAUGGGAGCCACUGGCUCAGCAUGCGGGAGGUGUUGGACAUGCUCCAGCAGAAGGGACAUGAAGUGGUUGUCGUGGCACCUGAAGUCUCCUUGCAGAUCAAACCAUCCAAGAACUUUGUGAUGAAAAAGUAUCCAGUGCCUUUCACAAAGGCAGAGAUGGAUGAAGUUUUUAAAGGGUCAAUAAUGGAUUUAUUUGAAGAAGGAUCUUUUCUGGAAAGAGUUAUUAGGCAGUAUCACCACGCAAAGAAGACUUCUGCUCUGUUCCUGGCUACCUGUACCCACUUAAUUCACAACAAGGAGCUCAUCAGGUACCUUGAGGAGAGUAAGUUCGACGCCCUCCUCACAGACCCUGUCCUGCCAUGUGGGGCAAUCCUGGCUGAGCAUCUUUCUCUGCCUUCCGUGUAUUUCCUGCAGCAAGUCCCCUGUGGUUUGGAAUUUCAGGCCACCCAGUGUCCCAACCCCCCUUCCUACGUACCCAGAGUAUUUACAGACCUUACAGACCACAUGACCUUUCUCCAGCGGGUGAAGAACCUGCUCUAUGACAUCCCCAAUUUUUUCCUCUGCGAUGUUGUCUUCCAACCUUAUGCAGAACUGGCUUCAGAAUUCCUCAAGCGGGAGGUGACUGUGCCAGAUCUCCUGCGCCAAGCUUCCAUUUGGCUCAUGAAGCUGGACUUUGUCUUGCACUUCCCAAAACCCUUGAUGCCCAACAUGGUUUUGAUUAGUGGUGUAAAUUGUGCUUACAAGAAGCUAAAUCAGGUGGGUCACACUCUGUUUUCUCUUGUUCUCACAGCCUUUGGAAAUCUCUAGGAAGCUGAAACACAG
Oenanthe melanoleuca is the source of this 918-nucleotide messenger RNA. Its product is annotated as UDP-glucuronosyltransferase 1A1-like. The record is from RefSeq and is a predicted model, not a curated record. The transcript has a single exon. Gene Ontology annotation, molecular function: UDP-glycosyltransferase activity. Lineage: Eukaryota; Metazoa; Chordata; Aves; Passeriformes; Muscicapidae. Bases 1 to 903 code for a protein of 300 amino acids.